Leptopilina boulardi is the source of this 1606-nucleotide messenger RNA. RefSeq names its product antichymotrypsin-2-like. The transcript is spliced from 8 exons. The record is from RefSeq and is a predicted model, not a curated record. Gene Ontology annotation, molecular function: serine-type endopeptidase inhibitor activity. Lineage: Eukaryota; Metazoa; Arthropoda; Insecta; Hymenoptera; Figitidae. The coding region runs from base 146 to 1381 and encodes 411 amino acids.
UAUUUACAUACAAUAAAUAUUUCACAAUAUUUUACUGUACCUAGGUGUAUAUAUAUCCAACUAACAACUAGCAAAUUAUAUCAGUCUCAAACUGUUAAAUAAAUUGAAGUCUUCAAUAUAGUAGUAUCUAUAUUGCUGCAUCAAAAUGAUGUUCACACAUUUACUGUCGUUUUAUCUAAUAGGUACUUGUAGUAUUUAUGCAGUAAUGGCUUAUGGUAACGUAAAUUACUUUAGUGAAGAAUUGGUACAACGACUCGACUUUUAUCAAGCCUUGGAAAAAUUCAAUAACGACUUAUACAAGAAUGCACCGUCAAAAGGAUCCAUACAAAAUGUUUUAUUAUCUCCUUUGAGUAUAAAUAUACUCCUAGCUAUACUUGCCGUUGGAGCUGGAGGAAGAACUAGAUCUCAAAUAAUCACAGCUCUCAAUCAGCCAGUCCAGUCGGGCGCACAAAUUUUAAAUAAUUAUAAGUUGAUUAUGGAAAAUUGGAUGAAUGUCACAGGUGCAGAAUUAGAAAUUUCUAACGCAGUAUUCUUCAGUGAUUGUCUAAAACUUAAGAGAGAAUUUUAUCACGAAUUAUUAUUUUACUUUAAAGCACAUGCAUUUUUAGCGAAUUUUGGAACCCCAACAGCAACAGCAAAUAAGAUUAAUAACUGGAUUUCGACACAAACAAAUAACAAAAUCAAUAAUGUAUUAUCACCAAAUGAUAUAGAUGUAACAUUUACUAAAAUGGUCCUCACUAAUGUCAUUCACUUUAAAGGUGAAUGGAAGUAUAAGUUCUCCGAUGUUACUAAUUUGUUCUUUUAUGACUAUCAUGGUCAAACUAAAAUCGUACCUACUAUGACUCAAACAGCUCAAUAUAGAGUGGCACAUGUUCCUGCAAUAAAAGCUAAUAUCAUAGAAUUGCCAUAUAAGGGUGAUGAACUUAGUAUGCUUAUCGUACUUCCUGAUGAAAUGUAUGGUCUGGACGAUGUUGAAAGUAGUUUAGAGAGAGUAAACCUUAGAAACCUCAGAAAUUCUCUAUCGCUUAUUACAGUUAAAUUGAAUUUACCUAAAUUUCGGGUUGAAGCUACCACUAACUUGAAUGAUGCUUUAUAUAAGAUGGGUAUAAAUGAUUUGUUUACGGAUUUCGCAAACUUCACUCGCAUUACAGAUGACAUAAUUGGUGGGUGUAAAAUUAUCCAUAAAACUUUUAUUGAAGUCAACGAGAAUGGUGCUGAAGCUGCUGCAGCUUCAGCUGCACGUGUCGCCUUUAGAUCAAUGAAUCCCCCUGGUCCUCCAGAAUUUAAUGCUAAUCAUCCGUUUCAUUAUAAAAUUAUUAAAUCAGUUGAUGAAAAUAAUGAUGUUGUAUUGUUUGCUGGUAACGUCAAACGUAUAGUGUAAUUUAUAACAUACAAAUUAAGAGGUUACAUGAGUUUGCAAGGCCAUAAUACACACAUUAGAAAAAAAUUCUAAAUUUAAGAAUAUCUUGUAAGCGCCUAUUUAAAAAUAUUAUUUUCAUGCAUUUAAUUUUUAAAGUAAGAAAAAAAUACAUAUUGUUUAAUAAUUAUCUGGAAAUUUUUAUAAUGUAACCAGUUAUAAAAGAAAAUAAAUUAAAAUUUAAAUGUA